UCCAUCUUUCACUUUCACUAUCAGUCUAUCACACAUCGUCGAAACCCUAAGAUGUCACUACCGACAUCGAACCCAGAGUCAAUACAGGAGUCUCAAAAUAAUCCUGUUAGCCUUGAGUCAGUUGGUAAUGAAGAAGGCAUUGCCUCAGAGGUUGCAGGAACAAAGACUAUAGAUGCUAACAAGGAUAAUAUGGAUAAGAAAACACGAUCUGAGGUUUGGGAACACUUUCUAAAGCCUUUCAGAAACGCAGCAGGAAAGCUUAGGACAAGAUGUAACUACUGCAAUAAUGAAUUAGGAGCUGAAACAUCUGCAGGAACAAGCUCAUUGAGACACCACGUUUCAGUAUGCAAAAAGUAUUCUCGUCCUAUUGGCCCCAAUCAAUUCGAAUUGUGCCUUCAAAGAUCUGAAGGGGGGAAUGAAGAAGUGACUUCAUGGAGGUUUGAUCAAAGAAAGAUUACAAAGGCACUUGCACGCAUGGUUAUUGUGGAUGAGUACCAGAAGAACAAUCAAACCAGUAACCACACGAUCAUGAAAAAAAUUGAAUUCAAUUCUUCAUCAACUGACCUCCCCAAAUUAGUAGGUUUUGAGUCACUUCCGUUCUUGUGGAUCCGCCUGAAUAUCAAGCUUAAUACGCCAGCAGAUCCAUCUACACAACAUUGA
Tripterygium wilfordii is the source of this 660-nucleotide messenger RNA. RefSeq lists its product as uncharacterized. Gene Ontology annotation, molecular function: DNA binding. The record is from RefSeq and is a predicted model, not a curated record. Bases 52 to 660 code for a protein of 202 amino acids. The transcript has 3 exons. NCBI's taxonomy places the organism in Eukaryota, Viridiplantae, Streptophyta, Magnoliopsida, Celastrales, Celastraceae.